UUCCGGCUUCCUUACUGGCGCCGCCCCUGAUGCGCGAGGGCUGUGGCCGCGCGAACGUCCUGCCUGCAAACGCCCACCGCCGUCGAGCAGCAGCGGACAGUGGCGCAUUUCAGCCCGGACGGGACCGCAAAAUGGCGUAUCAGGGCCAGUACCGACCGCCCCAGUUCGGCGCCGCUCCACCGGACCAAGGCUUCCUGUGGAAUAUAUUUCAGAGAGUGGACAAAGACAGGAGCGGUUCAAUAUCUGACACGGAGCUUCAGCAGGCCUUGUCCAACGGUACAUGGACACCUUUUAACCCUGUGACUGUGCGGUCAAUCAUAUCUAUGUUUGAUCGGGACAACAAGGGUGGUGUGAACUUCAACGAGUUUGCGGGAGUUUGGAAGUACAUCACUGACUGGCAGAACAUCUUCCGGACAUAUGACCAAGACAACUCGGGCUUCAUCGACAAAAACGAGCUGAAGCAGGCUCUCACUGGCUUCGGUGAGUGGCCUGACCCAAGCCGCUAUCGCCUCUCUGAACAGUUCUACAACACUCUCAUUCAGAAAUUUGACCGGCAGAAAAAGGGACAGGUGGCUUUUGAUGACUUCAUUCAGUGCUGCAUAGUACUACAGAGGCUGACGGAUGUGUUCCGGCGCUAUGACACGGACCAGGACGGCUGGAUCCAGGUCUCAUAUGAACAGUACCUCACCAUGGUGUUCAACGUCGUAUAGUGUGAGGAAGUUGCACUUGGGCGCACCUGGACACAACAAGCGUGCCAAAGCUGAGACCAGCGUACUCAUCAUCCACUUUCAAAGUUAUUGACCAAAGGGGGACUGUGGUUUGGGACCCUAGGGGAUCAGCCUUUCUAGUGGUUCAAAGAUGUGGUUUCUUAAAGGAAUCACUACAGUAAAUCCGCCAUAUCUGUGCUGAUAUGCACUUAGAUAUGUAAAUGCGUUUGGGGGGGUAUGCAUGCUAGGGGCUCAAAUUUAUGUUCUCGCAUGAAGCGCUAUUCUCUAUCAGUAUCAGUUUUGCUAAUAUAAUGUUUACAAAACGCACUGUGAGGGCAGUUGGGGGUGACUGGCAAGCCCCCUUUGGGGUCCAUGGACGUGUGUUUGUGCCAUAUUUGGGGAAGGACACACUCCGGCCUGCAGGUAACGCUAAUAAAUCACAGGGGGGCAGAAGAAAACAUGCUUUGUGUAGCUUAAUAAGUUUGUGCAUGGUGCCUUAAAGUAUAUACUGCUAAAACAUUUUUUUAUUAAAGAUGAUGUAUUUGGA
Molecule: messenger RNA, 1254 nt
Organism: Brienomyrus brachyistius
Lineage: Eukaryota; Metazoa; Chordata; Actinopteri; Osteoglossiformes; Mormyridae
Gene: pdcd6
Product: programmed cell death 6
Exons: 6
Coding region: 30-710 (226 amino acids)
Molecular function (GO): calcium ion binding
Source: RefSeq, a predicted model, not a curated record